Molecule: messenger RNA, 693 nt
Organism: Monoraphidium neglectum
Lineage: Eukaryota; Viridiplantae; Chlorophyta; Chlorophyceae; Sphaeropleales; Selenastraceae
Exons: 5
Coding region: 1-693 (230 amino acids)
Source: RefSeq, a predicted model, not a curated record
AUGCUGACCGAGAAGUACAGGGACGACCACAUCCUGGCCAACAGAAAGGCGGGGUACGCCGCUGCCAAGAAGCUGGCCAAGAGCGAGGCGCUGCCCGACAAGGGGAAGCGCCCGGACGACCGCGACCCGCAGGCCAGUAUCGUGGAUGACACGCUGAGCGCAAAACAGCUGGUGAUGCUGAUGCUCGUGAUGCUGGGCUCCGCUGUCGCGACGGCCGCCCGGGAGAUGUUGAUGGCCCUGUGGAUGGCCAUGACCAACACGCGCGGCGACGGCGCCCGCCUGGUGUUCUUAGCUGACCUCCUCGCAACCGUCUGCAUCAGCGCCAUUGGUGGCAGCGAUGGGACCGCGGACCCUGCCGUCAGCGCUCUCGUGCCCAAGGUGCUGGCGUACCUUGCUCAGGUGGUGGUGCAGGACGCGUGCGAGCUGCUCAGCAGCGAGGAGACGGACGUGCGGGCGGCCGCCGAGGGGAAUCCCAUCCACAGGUUCCUGCUGGAGCACCAGGGGUUCAGGCACGUGCUGAUGCAGCGGCAGCAAAUUUUCAAGGCUGGCGCAUACGACCACCUGCGGCCCGUGAGCACCCGCGAGCACGUCCAGCAGCUGCGCACAGAGCUGGCUGGCAUGUGGACUAUGAUCGAGCAGCAGCAGAUGCAGCAGCAGCUACAACAGCAGCAGCUAGUGAACCAGCUGCAGUAG